CCGCACGUCUCUGAUUCGCCCAACCAAACGCCCCAACCGCUCCAACCGCGCCCGCUCCUCGCAAACCACCGAAGCUCCCAAAAACACCACCAUCGUCAUCUAACAGGUUUCCAGCCUAACCCACUCUAACCAAUAUAAAAACCCCCAUAUCUUCGUAUCCUCGAAACAACUUCCCCAUGUGAUGUGGCUAACACCCAUCUGCCGCUUCAAUCACAUCUUCGACAAACCACUCCCUCAGACCCUCCAACGCGAGCGCCAACCCUCACCGUACACCUUCACCCACAGCCCACGCUCCUCCUCCUCCCCACACGCCUACCUCCGCGCCCUCACGUCCCCCAAACCCGCCAAACCUACCCCCAAGAUGGAUCCCUUCGAAGUCCGCAUCCGCUUCUCGUCCCUCCUAGCCCACCUCAGCGCCUCGCACACGUCGCUCCAAAAAGCCGCCGUGUUCGCGCUCAAGAACCGCGAGAUGGACGAAGAUCUACAUUCGUGUAUCUUGGAGCAGUUGGAACGCAACAGCAUGAAUAGUCGCGCUAAUAUCAUGUUUUUUAUCGAUGUGCUGUGUGAGAUGGCGACGAAAGAGGAUGCGGGUGGUGGUGUCGGGUAUGUGAGGAUGAUGCAGAGGGAUAUUAUGAGAGUGGUCGAUGCGGUUUGUCCCGAGGAUGGGACCGGGGCGGCGAAUGUUAGGGUUGUUAGGAAGGUCCUAAACGCACUCCAGCAAAAAACCAUACUCCUGCCAGAAACACGCUCAGAACUCGAGGCGGUGCUUAAGGAUCGCGACGUCGCUGCUUCACAUCCCUUCACCACGACCGACGAAGCAGGAACACCGUCGCAGCGGGACUCCCGCGCUCCUCGGAACGGCAGCGGGCGGUUGGAGAAACGUCAGAUCGAGCAGCGCAUUGAAGAAGAUCGUGAGCGACAUAAGAGGCUAAGGGAGAGCAUUUGGGCGGUCCCCGGUGAAGGCGACGAAGAGUUGGAACGGAUGUGGGAGGAAGCGAGUGGUAUUGCCGAGGACGAUGUUGUGGAGGCUUUGGAGGGGAUGGAGGAAAGGCGGCAGGUUGUUGGAACUUGCUAG
Molecule: messenger RNA, 1075 nt
Organism: Periconia digitata
Lineage: Eukaryota; Fungi; Ascomycota; Dothideomycetes; Pleosporales; Periconiaceae
Source: the annotation of a GenBank genome assembly